CUCGUCCCCGGCCGCACCGCCCCUCGCCGCCUGCUCGCAAGCCCCAGCGGCGGCAGACGCGGGGCCCGGCGCGAGCACGGGGGGAGGCCGGGCCCGGCAGUGAAAAUCCUACAAAGGCAUUCAUCCUUUGAAGAUUGCAUAAGGCUAAUCAAAAUGUGGACUGCUGUGGGUAACUACCUAUUAAGGUCCAAAGUCUAUCAAGACUGUCCACGUGUUUCGCUGCUAAUACAGAAGAGCAGGAGUAUUAUAACAAGAUCCACACCCUUGCAGCAUUCAGCUGGAGUAGUUCAAGCAGCUCAGCCUUUCAACAUGAAUGCAAGAAUUCAGAAAGUGGAAGCUCUUGAUGCCAAUCAUUUUGUCUGUAUCCACUGGGAAGACGGGGGCAAGAGCCUUUACCCUUCUGUGUGGCUAAGAGACAACUGCCAGUGUCCUGACUGCUUCUUGCACUCUGCUAAAGCCCGCAAACUGCCUUUUGAAGACCUAGAUGUUGACAUUGGGGUGAAGGGCAUCACUUUGACAGAUAGAAAAAAGGUGUAUAUUAUAUGGCCAAAUGAACACACCAGUGAAUUUGAGGCUGAAUGGUUGAAGAAAAGGUGCUUUUCUGAACAAGCCAGAGCAAAAAUGCGGGAAGAAUUAUUUUUGCCAGAACAUGAAUAUUGGGGCUCAGAUCUGCAAUUCCCGGAGAUGUCUUUUGAAGAUGUUUUAAGCAGUGAUGAAAGUGCCUACACAUGGCUGUCAACCCUUAAGAAAGUUGGGAUUGUAAUGUUAACCAGAGCUGCCACUAGACCAGGAGAGUUAGUUAAACUUGGCAAAAGGAUUGGUUUCCUGCGGCUCACAUUUUAUGGACCUACUUGGCAAGUGCAAGACAAAAUGGAUGCCAACAACGUGGCUUACACAACUGGGAAGCUAAAUUUUCACACUGAUUAUCCCGUUCUGCAACAUCCACCUGGGGUUCAGUUUCUUCACUGUAUAAAACAAACCACUACUGGAGGUGAAAGUGAAGUGGUAGAUGGAUUCCAUGUUUCCAGGAAGCUAAAGCAGCAAAACCCUCAAGCCUUUCAGAUCCUCACCUCUACUCUGGUAGAUUUCACAGAUGUUGGGGUUGAUUAUUGUGAUUUUUCUAUGCAGUCCAAACAGAAGAUAAUACAAAUAAAUGACAGAGGUGAAAUGGAUCGUAUCAAUUAUAAUAAUGCAACACGAGACACUGUGUUUGACAUAUCUGCUGAAAAGGUGCGGCCAUUUUAUGCAGCUCUGAAGGAGUUUGUUAAUCUACUAAACAGCACAGAACAUAAAGUAACCUAUAAGAUGAAACCAGGAGACAUAGUAACAUUUGACAACUGGCGUAUACUUCAUGGUCGUGGGAGCUACCAAUCAGGGAAAGAAAUAACCCGACAUCUUGAAGGUGCUUAUGCUGACUGGGAUGUCAUAAUGUCAAGGCUACGCUGCCUAAGGAAGACUGUCUUGAACAAAAACUAAUCUUUCUGCUUGUUUAAAAAUUUGCUAAGCCUAGCACAGGCUUAACUUUUUUUUUUACUUUAAAAACAGCAAUAUAUUUGAUUUCCUUUGAGUAACAUUUUAAAUCCUUGCUAACAUUAUCUUUAAAAUUAAGUACAGACAGU
Gavialis gangeticus (Gharial) is the source of this 1619-nucleotide messenger RNA. RefSeq names its product gamma-butyrobetaine hydroxylase 1 (gene BBOX1). The record is from RefSeq and is a predicted model, not a curated record. The transcript has 8 exons. Gene Ontology annotation, molecular function: gamma-butyrobetaine dioxygenase activity; iron ion binding. Gene Ontology annotation, biological process: carnitine biosynthetic process. NCBI's taxonomy places the organism in Eukaryota, Metazoa, Chordata, Crocodylia, Gavialidae. The coding region runs from base 154 to 1476 and encodes 440 amino acids. Gene Ontology annotation, cellular component: mitochondrion.